GCUGGAGGAAAGGGAGAGCAAAUACACCAGAGGUGGGAAGGUUUGCAGAGUCUGGUUUGGAGGUUGGAGCGGGGCAGGAAAUUCACAGCGUGGGGAAAGGAGGAGGCCAGGGUGUGGCAGACCUGCUGGGAGUUAUUUACUAAGUGGCCUAGAUUCUAGGAACAGACCCAGGAGGUUUGGAGGUGGAAAUGCCCUAAUUUGUGAAGAGAGAAAAUAACCCACCUACAUGGAGCUAGUCAAACUGACCAGACUCCUAGUGCUGGAGCCUGACCUCAUUAACCAUCAGCUGCUGUGAGAUAUAAAGGGGACACCCAUGAGUCAGGCUUAUUGGAGCUGCCUCUCCCUUCAUAUCCCGCUCCUCACAAUGAGGAGGGUGUUGGGCAUCCUACCAGCGAGCUCUCCCUGGACCCUGCUAGGGGCUCCAUCUCCUGUAUCAGUCAGUGGCUAGUAGGGGGGUGAUGGAUAUGCUGGGAGAGAUAAGGGGCUCUCUCUUCAUCCCCUCACCCUGGCAUUUGCUGGAUACUCUGAGCCAGGUCGAGGUGGGACUCUCCUGACUAUGAUCCACCCAGAGCUUCCAUUUGAUUCACUCUUCUCUGCCACAAAUAGUGGGGCUGUGAGUGGGGCAGCAAGUCCUUAGUGUUGGACUCUUACUCUUUCAGGGGCUGGUGACCUUCAAGGAGAUGGCUAUGUAUUUCACCAGGGAAGAGUGGGCUCUGCUGGACCCCACUCAGAGAGCCCUCUACUGGGAUGUCAUGCAGGAGAACUAUGAGACUGUGACCUCGCUGGGCCAGAGAAUAACAUCCAUGUUUCGCUGCAGAUCAUCUCGUCCUCCCAGGGGCAAGGAAAUGGCUGCAAUGGAGCUGGCUCAGGGGCCGGUGACCUUCGAGGAGGUGGCUGUGUAUUUCUCCAGGGAAGAGGGAACUCUGCUGGACCCCACUCAGAGAGCCCUCUACAGAGAUGUCAUGCAGGGGAACUAUGAGACGAUGGUCUUGCUGGGUAAGGAUUCCUGUCCCUUCUGUUCUUGGAAGGGGAAAUGAAGAGUGAAGGUUCAUGCCACCCCCACAAUGCCAUCUGUACCCUGUCCUGUUUCAGCAUCACCCCAAUAGGCCAGUAACGUACAUACUACCAGAGACCCUCCUCUGCUGCAGAACACUUUGGGAACAGA
Gopherus flavomarginatus (Mexican gopher tortoise) is the source of this 1165-nucleotide messenger RNA. RefSeq names its product zinc finger protein 560-like. The transcript has 3 exons. The coding region runs from base 681 to 1037 and encodes 118 amino acids. Gene Ontology annotation, biological process: regulation of DNA-templated transcription. The record is from RefSeq and is a predicted model, not a curated record. Lineage: Eukaryota; Metazoa; Chordata; Testudines; Testudinidae.